GCGGCUGGACCUGUGCUUGGCGGGGCUGGGGCGCAUUGCCAUGGCAGGGGGUGCGACCAAGUGGCUGGAGGACGGAAGCGUGAAGAGCUUGACGACGGAACCAGUGCUGGCGUACUGGCGCGUGGGCGACACGAACGCCGAGAUGCCUAUCAGGAGGCCGAUCCGGUACCAGAGCUGGGCUCGCCGACCACGGCGCCACGCUCAACCACUCUCGACUCUCCUUGUCGACCUGCCUGGAGUUCACGGGCUGCCACCUUGCACGGAGGACGGGCUCCCAGAAUCGGCAUCGCCGUGGGCGAGACCUGCAGGGGAGGACAUGUGCGAGGCGAUCCACGUGACGGAGGACGAGGCUGAGACGCUGGAGGAGCCAGGCAGGGCCCCCUGGAAGCAGGAGGCGGACCGAGAGCUGGCGAAGAAGUUCCUGCGAAUGGACUUUGCGAAGGUGAGGGCCAACAAGUACACGGUGAUAAUCCCUCCUCCUGGGCUGGCGCGACCAGCUGAAACGCAACGCCAGGGGACCAGCCAGGAGGAGGCACUGGCCCUGGAGCUGGAGCAGUGCGACGACGCGCUCAAGGACAUCUACGUGUGCGGAGUGGAGCUGGAGGACGGCAGCAGGUUUCUUACUCUUGUGAGCUAUGCGAAUUCGAUGGGGCUGAGUGGGAUGACUUCAGGAGGCACCUCGGCUCAAACCAUCUUCCCUGGCGAAUCACAGCUGAACGACCUGGAAGGCAGAGCGAUGGCCGACAUGGACGACCUCGGGAUGCCCAACUGGUUGAAGCGCGGAGCGGAGGAGACGGAAGCCCCUGGAUUGGACAAGCCCAAAGACAAGAAGCCGAAGCAGCAGGAAACCAGAGGGGGCGGCGGCGGAGGCAAGGGCACCAACAACGGCAUCGCGGACCUGUGCACGGCGACGGCGAAGUUGUCCAUGGCGACGGCGAGGCAGGUCGCGGCGCUGGAGGAGGGCGAUGAGCUGAAGGCAAAGCAGGUCAAGGGCGAGCAGGUGGACUUCAAAGCGCGAAGCAGCCCGCACAACAGGCUCUUCACGAAUACGGUGCGCUGGAUCCUGCAGCAGACCGCGGCGACGGGCAAGCACGCGAACGAGACGGCCCACAAGGCGCUGGUGCAGUACGGGACAGAACAGGUGAUGGUGAGGACGCCCAAGCAGCUGGAGAAGGGCUGCUACCAGCUCCGCUGCCGCAAGAGCAGGGCCCAGGAGGACAAGGACGGCACGUACGGGGUGCUCUCGAUGGCCUUCGGCAGGAUGGGAGCGGGGGCGGCAGCGGGCCAACCAAUCUGGACGUCCACCAGGGACCCGGAGACGGCCAUGGAGAUGACGGGCGCAGCGCCUCGAGGACCACUCGAACGAGAGACGUCCAGGUGCCUGGCGGCCGUGACGGGCGGCAAGAAGGAGUGGGCCUUCGUGGGAGCGAGAGGCUGCGAGCCUUGA
Molecule: messenger RNA, 1447 nt
Organism: Prorocentrum cordatum
Lineage: Eukaryota; Dinophyceae; Prorocentrales; Prorocentraceae
Source: the annotation of a GenBank genome assembly